UCAUUGGCUGGCAGGCUGGGUGGGCUCCUGGAAAAUCUAAAACAAACGGAACGGAACGGAGGAGAAAGGAGUCCAUCCAUCCAUCCAUCCCCACGCAAGCAGGCACGGCGAUCUCUCCUCAAAUGUAGCGCCGGGGAAGGGGAAACCAAACCAAAUCGCCCCAAGCAAGCAAACAAACAAACCAAAACGAACCGAGGAGAGCACGAUACUGCGGCCAGGCGAGGCGAAUCGAAACCAUCCCUGAGAAAACGGGAAGCGGAAAAAAGGCCCUCCAAACCCAGGAGGGAGGGGAGCCCCCCCAACCAAUCCCGAGAUCCAGCGAGGGCCAGCCGCCGCAUUGCCGCAGAUCGAGAUGGCGCCGCAGCUGACCGGCGCGCCCGGCUCGGCGGCGGCGGCGGGCGGCGCCGCGGCCGUCAAGCCGCAGUUCCACCACUACCACCACCACCGCCUCGCCCCGCGCCACCACCACCCGCCCUCGCUCCUCUCCAAGCUCGCCUUCUGGUCCGUCUGCUCCCUCUCGCUGCUCCUCGCCUUCCUCCUCCUCGCCCCCUCCUCCGCCCCCGCCCCGCGCGCCGCCCCCGACGCGCCGCGCCGCUCCCUCCACGCCCACCCCGACUCCGCCGCCACCUGGGGCGGCGCCGCCUGGGAGAAGAAGGUGCGGGCCUCCGCGCGCGUCAGGCGCCCCGGCGGCCGCGGGGGGCUCUCCGUCCUCGUCACCGGCGCCGCGGGCUUCGUCGGCUGCCACGCCGCCGCCGCGCUGCGCCGCCGCGGCGACGGCGUCCUCGGCCUCGACAACUUCAACGACUACUACGACCCCGCCCUCAAGCGCGGCAGGGCCGCGCUGCUCGCGCGCUCGGGCGUCUACGUCGUCGACGGCGACAUCGCCGACGCCGAGCUCCUCGCCAAGCUGUUCGACGUCGCGCCCUUCACGCACGUCCUGCACCUCGCGGCGCAGGCAGGUGUGCGCCACGCGCUCGUUGACCCCAUGUCGUAUGUGCGGGCGAACGUUGCUGGCCUCGUUGCGCUGCUUGAGGCGGCUCGCGCGGCCGACCCGCAGCCGGCGAUCGUCUGGGCAUCCUCGUCUUCGGUCUACGGGCUCAACUCCCAUGUGCCUUUCUCCGAGCAUGACAGGACGGACCGACCCGCGUCUCUCUAUGCGGCCACCAAGAAGGCUGGUGAGGAGAUCGCUCAUGUCUACAACCACAUCUAUGGCCUCUCGCUCACCGCCCUCCGGUUUUUUACCGUAUAUGGGCCGUGGGGGCGCCCCGACAUGGCAUACUUCUUCUUCACCCGGGACAUUCUUGCUGGUCGGCCAAUCACGGUUUAUGAGAGCUCCGGUGGAGGCACACACCAGACCACCAUUUCCCGGGAUUUCACCUACAUUGAUGAUAUUGUGAAAGGAUGUAUUGGGGCAUUGGAUACAGCUGGGCGGAGCACAGGCAGCGGCGGCAAGAAGCGAGGCCCAGCGCCAUUCAGGACAUACAAUUUGGGGAACACUUCUCCAGUGCCGGUGACACAGCUUGUGGAUUUACUGGAGAAGAUGCUCAAGGUGAAGGCCGUGAGGAGGGUUGUCAAGAUGCCAAGGAACGGGGAUGUGCCGUACACGCAUGCUAACAUCAGCCUUGCACAGCGGGAGCUUGGGUAUCGGCCAUCCACUGAUCUCCAAACAGGGCUCAAGAAGUUUGUGCGGUGGUAUCUUGAGUACUACAAUCCUGAGUUGGCUGUGAAGCAGAAGCAGCAUGGCAGUAGCAACGGCAAGGGUUCACGCGGUCGGAAUGGCAGCACGAGCAGCGCAAGAUGACUGACUAUUCAGUUUCUGGAUGGCCCUCUUCUGACGGUGUGUAUCAGAGUUCUAGUCCAGUACUUAAUUCAUCAGAUUUUGAGAGGCCCGUUUUACCCAGCGCCUUCAAGUGAAACGAAACAAGCAUGAAGUAGUUAGUGUUGAAAACUGUUGCUUCUGUUUGCUUCCCUGUAGCUGCGCAUCACUCCCUAGUUCCAUUAGUUGGUUCUUAGGAUGACACUGCUAGGAAGAUUUUUCAAUCAUUUUGUGGAGCAGGCUGUGCAUUGCAAAGACUACGAUAGAUUCUUUUAGUGACAUUUGUACCACGAGAGAGAAGGAAGUAUAUCAUGACUGUUUCUUUUGUUCAAUUGAAGUAGCUUCGAUCAA
This is a messenger RNA of Aegilops tauschii subsp. strangulata, 2167 nucleotides long. RefSeq names its product UDP-glucuronate 4-epimerase 3. NCBI's taxonomy places the organism in Eukaryota, Viridiplantae, Streptophyta, Magnoliopsida, Poales, Poaceae. The record is from RefSeq and is a predicted model, not a curated record.